This is a messenger RNA of Parnassius mnemosyne (clouded apollo), 5139 nucleotides long. The record is from the annotation of a GenBank genome assembly. NCBI's taxonomy places the organism in Eukaryota, Metazoa, Arthropoda, Insecta, Lepidoptera, Papilionidae.
AUGUCUCAGGCCCCGGGCGGCAAGAAGGGCGCUAAAGGUCCGCCGAAGAAGAUCGCAGAAGAUGACAAAACUAUCGCAGCCAAGAGCACAGAUGAGAAGGAAGAGACUUCUUCUAACAAUGGCGAUAAGAAGGAGAUUAAGGAAACAAACGGGGAUGUGUCGAAGCCACAGAGUGCGAGCGUUAAUAUGCGGGAUGCUGCAACCAAGAUAUUGGGCUUGGCGCAAAAGGGAGAAUGGCCAGCGGUGGAACAGACUCUUAAGGUGUUGGAAAAGUUGGUGGCGGCUGGUGGUGAAGACACAAUAACUGUACCGAUGGCGGGGAUACUCGAUCCGGCAACCGGAAUGACACCACUUAUGUACGCAGUAAAGGACAACCGUACGACCUUCGUGGAGCGGCUCAUAGAACUUGGAUCUGAUGUUGGAGCAAGAAACAAUGACAACUACAAUGUGCUCCACAUCUCCGCGAUGUAUUCGCGGGAGGAUGUUGUCAAGCUGCUGUUAUCAAAACGGGGAGUCGAUCCUUUUGCAACGGGAGGGAGUCGUCAACAGACAGCUGUUCAUUUGGUGGCCAGUAGGCAGACUGGUACUGCCACCAGUAUUCUCCGGGCUCUACUGACAGCUGCGGGAAAGGAUAUUCGCUUACGUGUUGAUGGGAGGGGCAAGAUCCCGCUGCUGCUUGCUGUGGAGGCCGGCAACCAGAGCAUGGUCCGAGAGCUUCUUAGUGCGCAAACGGCUGAACAACUAAAGGCAGCAACCCCCGCUGGCGAUACGGCACUUCACCUUGCAGCUAGGAGGCGCGAUGUGGACAUGGCGCGUAUUCUGGUUGACUACGGUGCACCAGUUGACGCUGUUAAUGGGGCUGGCCAAACCGCUUUACAUAUAGCAGCCGCUGAGGGUGAUGAACCGCUCGUUAAAUACUUCUAUGGAGUACGAGCGAAUGCUGCUAUUACGGAUAACGAAGAUCGUACUCCGCUGCACUUAGCCGCUGAAAAUGGUCAUGCUGCAAUCAUUGAGCUUUUGGCUGACAAAUUUAAAGCGUCGAUCUUUGAAAGAACAAAAGAUGGCAGCACUCUGAUGCAUAUUGCGUCGUUGAAUGGCCACGCAGACUGUGCGAUGAUGCUUUUCAAGAAAGGAGUUUAUCUUCAUAUGCCCAAUAAGGAUGGAGCACGCAGCAUACACACGGCAGCGCGGUACGGUCACGUAGGAAUCAUUAACACAUUGCUACAAAAAGGGGAGAGUGUGGAUGUUACCACAAAUGACAACUAUACAGCACUACACGUAGCAGUAGAAUCAUGCAAGCCGGCAGUUGUGGAAACUCUUUUGGGAUAUGGAGCAGAUGUUCACAUAAGAGGAGGUAAACAACGAGAGACACCUUUGCACAUUGCGGCAAGGAUACCUGAUGGGGAUAAAUGUGCAAUUAUGCUCCUCAAGUCUGGUGCAGGACCAAACAAAGCCACUGAAGAUGGUAUGACCCCUGUACAUGUAGCAGCGAAAUACGGCAAUUUGGCGACAUUGCUACUCCUUCUGGAAGAUGGAGGAGAUCCUCUCAGGAAAACAAAGACUGGCGAAACGCCACUUCAUAUGGCGUGCAGAAGUUGCAAGCCAGAUGUAGUACGGCAUUUAAUAGAGUUCGUUAAACAAACCAAGGGCGAGAAUGUUGCUACGGCGUACAUAGAUUCCGUUGACGAAGAUGGCGCGAGUGCAUUACAUUUUGCAUGUAAAAUUACAAAGGAAGAGGUAAAAACGCCUGCAGCGGACAGAGAAGUCGUUAAAUGCUUAAUGGAAAAUGGCGCGGAUGUGUCUUUAGUAACCAAACAUAACCAUGAGACAGUAUUUCAUUUCUGCGCUAUCGCUGGAAACAAUGAUGUCAUGACUGAAAUGAUUUCUGAUAUGUCUACUGCUGACGUCAGUAAAGCACUCAAUAAACAAAACUCUAUUGGUUGGACACCUCUUUUAAUAGCGUGUCAUCGAGGACAUAUGGAACUUGUAAAUAAUUUACUUACAAAUCACGCUAGGGUAGAUGUUUUUGACGUUGAAGGCAGAUCGGCACUACAUCUAGCCGCAGAACGUGGUUUUCUGCAAGUAUGUGAUGCUUUGCUAACAAAUAAAGCAUUUAUAAACUCUAAAGCCAGAAAUGGCAGAACUGCUCUCCAUUUAGCUGCCAUGAAUGGAUAUACACAUUUAGUUAAGUUCCUUAUACGUGAUCAUAAUGCAUUAAUUGAUGUUCUUACUUUAAAAAAGCAAACACCGUUACAUUUAGCUGCUGCUAGUGGACAAAUAGAAGUUUGUAAAUUGUUACUAGAAUUAGGAGCUAAUAUAGAUGCUACUGAUGAGUUGGGCCAAAAACCAAUUCACGCUGCUGCGCAGAAUAACUACUCUGAAGUGGUUCAGUUGUUUCUGCAGCAACAUCCAAACUUAGUUAUGGCAACUACAAAAGAUGGAAACACUUGCGCUCAUAUAGCAGCUAUCCAAGGUUCAGUGAAAGUAAUCGAGGAACUAAUGAAAUUUGAUAGGACUGGUGUUAUAUCUGCACGAAACAAAUUAAAUGAUUCUACUCCUUUACAAUUGGCUGCUGAGGGUGGUCACGCAGAUGUUGUGAGAGUUCUUGUUAGAGCUGGGGCCUCGUGUACUGAUGAAAAUAGAGCAGGAUUAACAGCAGUUCACUUAGCAGCAGAACAUGGCCAUACAAACGUACUAGAUGUCAUGAGAUCAACAAAUACUUUAAGGAUAUCUAGCAAAAAGCUGGGGCUAACUCCUCUUCAUAUAGCAGCAUAUUAUGGUCAAGCCGAAACCGUCCGAGAGCUUCUUUCACAAGUUCCUGGAACGGCAAAGUCAGAUCCACCUACAGGGAUGUCUUUAGUCCCGGUAUUAGGUGCCGAAUCUGGUCUUACACCUCUCCAUCUCGCUGCAUAUAAUGGAAAUGAAAAUGUUGUGAGAUUACUUCUUAACUCUCCAGGUGUCCAAGUAGAUGCAGCUACUAACGAAAAUGGAUACAAUCCGUUACAUUUAGCCUGCUUUGGUGGACAUAUGUCCAUUGUAGGUCUCUUAUUAAGUCGAUCUGCAGAAUUACUACAAAGUGUAGAUAGACACGGAAAAACAGGAUUACACAUAGCUUCAACCUAUGGUCAUUAUCAAAUGGUUGAAGUUUUAUUAGGCCAAGGUGCAGAAAUUAACGCCACGGAUAAAAAUGGUUGGACUCCAUUACAUUGUGCGGCCAAAGCUGGACAUCUAAAUGUAGUGAAAUUACUAUGCGAAUCAGGAGCUUCACCUAAAAGUGAAACCAAUUUAAGUUGCGCUCCAAUCUGGUUCGCUGCUUCUGAAAAUCAUAAUGAUGUUCUUGAAUAUCUUUUGCAUAAAGAACACGAUACGCAAUCUCUUAUGGAUGAUAAAAGAUUUAUUUAUAAUCUUAUGGUGUGUUCGAAAAAUCACAACAAUAUUCCAAUAGAAGAAUUUGUUUUGGUAUCACCAGCACCUGUAGACACAGCUGCUAAGUUGUCAAACCUUUAUAUCAAUUUAUCUACUAAGGAAAAGGAGCGUGCCAAAGAUCUUAUAGCAGCUGGUAAACAGUGUGAAGCAAUGGCCACAGAACUAUUAGCAUUAGCCGCUGGUGCUGAUUCAGCUGGUCAUAUACUUACUGCUACGGAUAACAGAAAUAUCGAAUUUUUAGAUGUAUUGAUAGAAAAUGAGCAAAAAGAAGUCAUUGCACAUACAGUCGUCCAAAGAUAUCUUCAGGAACUCUGGAGAGGGAGCCUCAAGUGGAAUGGCAUCAAAAUUAUGUUCCUUUUUUUCGCAUUUAUAAUAUGUCCACCAGUUUGGGUGGUGUUUUCUCUUCCGCUAGGCCACAAAUAUAAUAAGAUUCCAAUAAUUAAGUUUAUGUCGUAUUUAACGGCUCAUAUUUACCUUAUGAUAUUAUUGUCAUUAGUGGCUAUAACACCAAUCAAUAACUCAAUAUUCAGGGAAAGUUUAGUUCCGAGAUGGUACGAGUGGAUGCUUCUAAUUUCUUUAAGUGGGCUUUUGCUCUUUGAAUUAACAAACCCUAGUGAUAAGUCAGGUCUAGGGUGGAUAAAAAUGGCCGUAUUGUUAUUUGGAAUGAUUGGAGUAGCGACUCAUGUAGUGGGGUGGAUAUUUGUUAUGCCUAAGUAUUGGCCAACGUUAAUGUAUUGUAGAAAUCAAUGUUUUGCCCUUUCCUUUCUUCUGGCUUGUGUCCAAAUUUUGGACUUUUUGUCAUUUCAUCAUCUUUUCGGACCAUGGGCUAUAAUAAUUGGUGAUCUUAUGAAAGACUUGGGAAGGUUCUUAGCAGUAUUAGCUAUAUUUGUCUUUGGAUUUUCGAUGCAUAUCGUAGCUCUCAACCAGCCGUUUAGAAAUUUAAAUAAACCGGAAGAUAAUAAAUAUGCCAGACAAGCGAGAAGAAAAGUCUUUUCAGACGUGACGAUGAAUCCACUAUUUUCCUUCGAGCUACUGUUCUUCGCUGUGUUUGGUCAAACCACAACGGAACAGACGAGAGUGCAUCGAAAUGACACCAACACGCAACCAGCGUGGACAAAUUACCUAUUCAAAAUUGUAUUUGGAAUUUACAUGCUGGUGUCAGUGGUGGUACUAAUAAAUCUCCUGAUUGCUAUGAUGUCAGACACAUAUCAAAGAAUUCAGGCUCAAUCAGAUAUAGAAUGGAAGUAUGGUUUAUCCAAGUUAAUUCGUAACAUGCACAGAACGAAUACAGCUCCAUCUCCACUUAAUUUAGUGACAACAUGGCUAAUGUGGCUCAUUCAUAGAUGUAAGAAUCGACUGAGUAAGAAGAAACGAACGAGCCUGGUGCAUAUGAUUGGAACGCAAAGGCAGGACCAACUGAGUGCAAGAUCGAAAGCAGGGGCAAAGUGGUUAUCCAAGGUAAAAAGAGGACAGGUUGUACCAAAAGAUUCUACCCGUCUGUCUGUGGUGCAUUUAAGUCCAUUGGGUUCUCAACUCAGCAUUAGUAACACGACGCGCAUUGAGAAUGUAGUUGACUGGGAAAUCAUCGCUAAAAAGUACAGAACUUUAAUGCGAGAUGAGCCUGAAGAACCCAUAACCAAAGAAAGUGAGGCUGAUACAGCUGAUGAAGAGUCAGAGAUAGUUCCAAACAACAUAGCUGCUGCACCUCCUUGA